Messenger RNA from Bursaphelenchus xylophilus (pine wood nematode), 1711 nucleotides. NCBI's taxonomy places the organism in Eukaryota, Metazoa, Nematoda, Chromadorea, Rhabditida, Aphelenchoididae. The record is from the annotation of a GenBank genome assembly.
AUGUUGCGGCCCGAUCGCGUCGCUGAAUUCAAAGGCAAUUUGAUCUUGCCGUGAGGUUGUGUGAGAAUUUGUAACUUGUUUUUAUUGUGUUUAUGCGUAUUUUUAUUGGCUUUUAUGUGGAAUAUUUUUAUUUCAGUGUCCCGUCAGGUUCUACGUCCACCCAGAUCCGCCUGGAAUUGUGCAACGGCCGAGACGUGUCCAGCGAAUGAAGGUCGAGCGGGCUCAAAAGGACAUUUUCACACUGGAUGUGAUGUAAGCCUUCUUUUACAUUUGUUUUGUUCGGAAUUUAGGCUGAAGUUUUGGGUGAUGGGGAGCGAUAUUGUAGUAGAUCUUCGCUUGAACUGUGAUUUCGCUUGAAACUUGGCAGAAUUGGUCUGCUUUUAGCACUAUUUUUGCGAAACAACAUGUUGGAAUAGGUUGAAUGGGAAUUUGCACCGGGUUUUUUUAAAAUUGGUCUGCUGUUAGCAGUGUUUUUGCACAAAAAACGAAUUGGAAUAUUGUACUAGGCGGACUGGGAAUUUGUAGCUAGGUUUUUUCUUCUUUACGCCUUUUUUAUUGGCCUUUAUGUAGAAUUUUUUUUAUUUCAGCGUUCAAUGCUCCGUCAGUUUCUACGUUCACCCAGAUCCGCCUGGAAUGGUGCAAUGGCCAAGGAGAAACCGAGAGCGUCCAGUGCAUGAAGAAGGUCGGUGGAGCGGGCUCUGAUGUAAGUUUUCUUUUACAUUGGUUGUUUUGGAAUUUAGGCUGAGGUUUUGAUAGGGAGCGAUAUUGUAAUAGAUAAUAUUGUAGUAGAAGUUAGCUUGAAGCGUGAUAUCGCCCGAAAGCUGGCAAAAUUGCUCAGCUUUCAGCAGUGUUUUUGCUCAAAAAACAUAGUGGAAUAUUGUACUAGGUGGACUGAGAAUUUUUGCCGGGUUUUUAUCGUGUUUAUGCCGAUUUUUAUUGGCCUUUAUGUUGAACGCCGUACAUGCCUCGUUUCAGCGUUCGGUGCCCGUCUACUUCAAGGUCCACCCAAAUCCCGACUGGAGCCGUCAAACGUCCAAGGAGAAGACCGAUACCUUGAAAGCGAAUGGAGAAGAUCGAUGGAGCGGGGUCAAAUGGAGACGCAAUGGUUGUGACGUAAGUUUUCUUUCACAUUGAUUUGUUUUGAGUUUAGGCCAAAGUUUUGGUGUUAGGUGAAGAUAUUGUAGUAGAUAUUAGUUUGAAGUGUGAUAGCGCCUGAAAGCUGGCAAAAUUGGUCAGCUUUCAGCGGGGGUUUUCAAAUCAAGUAAUUUCGAAGAUUUUUGCUUGAAAGUAACAUUAGUUACCUGAAUUUUCCGAAAUUUUUUGGCCUUACACUUGCCUUUUUUUCGGAUCUCAAGUUCAUUGUUGGGGGCGGUCUUUUGGAGCGCUUGUUGAGUUCGUAUCGCUUCUAAAUUAUUUUUCUGAUCCCUCAAGACAGUACAGUGCUCGUGGUAGUACUAGUCGCGGCCAGAAGUCCUUGGAAAUUUCUGCGACUCUGCACUGUGCAUCCGGCCAAAAAGUGCCUUUGCACAGUGCAAUUUUGUUUUUUUGCCUUACAUUGCGAUUCCCGCUUUUCGAAACGACAUCAAUUUUUCGGAGGGCGAAAAAUUCCAAGGACUUUUGCCGCGAAUAGUAUUAUUGAGUUUAAUUUGGUUAAUAGUUGUUAUUGUUUAUCAACGUGGAGAUCGAAAAUUGGAUGGAAAUACGGAUGUAG